Molecule: messenger RNA, 4943 nt
Organism: Thrips palmi
Lineage: Eukaryota; Metazoa; Arthropoda; Insecta; Thysanoptera; Thripidae
Exons: 10
Coding region: 306-4808 (1500 amino acids)
Biological process (GO): DNA repair; telomere maintenance
Molecular function (GO): DNA helicase activity
Source: RefSeq, a predicted model, not a curated record
CAAAGAAGCAAAAGUUGAAAAGGAAUGCUGUUCCCACAUUAUUGUGUGCUAAUUCUAUAUUACAAGCUGAUUUGGAAUUAUAUAAGUGUCAACAUUUUCCACAUGUAAAGGAGCAACUUGAAAUACCCACUACUUCUAAGAGCCUUAAUUUUGAAGGUACUGAUAAUCUGGAAGAGAGACUUGAUCCUAAAACUACUGAUACAGAGGAGUUAUCUAUUGUUGGUCAUGAUAACAAUUACACAAAGGAAUGUGGUUAUAAAGUUGUUUGUCCUGAAAUUUCAGUUGAGAUUUGUGGAGAGGAAAGGAUGGAUAUUUUAGUUGAAAGUGUAGCUGGUGCAAGUGACGGGCAACCAGAAAUACCUACUACUUCAAGGAGCUUGAAUUUUAAGGGGAGACUCGAGCCUGAAAGUACCGAUUCAAGGGAGUUUUCCACGUCAUUAAUUGUUGGUCAUGAUCACAACUAUGCUACACGAUCUGCUUAUGAAGUAGUUGCUUCUGAGACAAGUGAUGGGCAACUGGAAAUACCUGCUACUUCAAAGAGCUUGAAGCCUGAAAGUACUGAAUCAAGGGAGUUUUCCACCUCAUUAAUUGUUGGUCACGAUCAUAAUUAUGCUACACAAUGUGCCUAUGAUGUUGUCGCUCCUGAGAUUACAGCUGAGAUUUGUGGAGAGGAAAUCAUGGAUAUUUUAGUUGAAAAUGUAUCUGGUACAUGUGACGGGCAACUGGAAAUACCUACUACUUCAAGGAGCUUGAAUUUUGAAGAGAGACUCGAGCCUGAAAGAACUGAUACAAGGGAGUUUUCCACCUCAUUAAUUGAUGGUCAUGAUUCCAAUUAUGCUUCACAAUCUGCUCAUGAUGUUGUCGUUUCUGAGACCUCAGUGGAAAUUCAUGCAGAGCAAACCAUAAACAUUGAUGAGUAUGUUCCUCAAAAGAGAAUUAGCAAGAAAUGUUGUGUUGUUCAGUGUUAUAAUAAUAACACUACACAUACUAUGUUUUCAUUUCCUAGAGUUGUUCGAUCAAACAAUGGUAAAAGUUGUAUUGACGAUGUUUGGAUGCAAAGAUGUCAACAAUAUAUGAAGUUUUGUGGGAAUGACAAAAUAUUUUCUAAAGAUGUGUCUUUAUUACAUAAAUAUUUCUUUAUUUGUGAUGGUCAUUUUAAGAAAAGUGAUUACCAUUCUAUAAGUGGAAGGAAAUAUUUAAGUAAAAUUGCUAUUCCUUCUCUGUUACCUCCUCCUGAGUUUUUGCCUGAAAGUACAGUUUUGGCUUUUUGUCAGUCCAAUAGUACGGUGGUUGAGAGUUGUUCAAGUGAUGUUCAAGGAGCACUUGGCAGUGAACAACUUGAGUUGAGAGGAGAAUCUUCUGAUAAAUAUGCUGAUUUGAAGUCACCAAGGAGUCGAAACAUAGCCCAGAGAUUUGUUAAUUUAGUGAAGUCAUUUAAAGUUAAAUAUUGUUCUGUUUGCAAGGAGAAAUAUGUUUACCAUCCUGGUUUGAAACGUGCUCAUCGUAGUCCUGAACAUUGCAAAAAGUUUUCUUCUGUGAACAACAUGGAUCCGCUUGAAGUCCCAGAUGAGCUGAAAGAUUUAACUUAUGUUGAAGAGAUGUUGAUUGCUCGUAUUCAUCCUGUCUUGAGUGUGUUUAAACUUAAAGGUUUGCAGUAUGGUUACCGUGGAAAUGUUAUCAACUUUAGCCAAGAUGUGGAUGAAUUUGCUAAAGAACUACCUCAUUCCAUAGAUGAUCUACGUUCAGUCAUAACUGUGAAGUUUGCUAAUAGAAGAUGUGAAAAAACAACAGAUUUUCGUGUGAGAGUAGGUAAAGUACGAUCAGCUUUACUUUGGUUGAAAGCAAAUAAUCCAUAUUAUGAAAACACUGAAUUAUCAGAAGAAAACCUUGAGCUGUUACCAGAAGAUGGCAAUGUAUAUGACAGAGUUUUAAGUAUGUCUAUCGGUGAGACUUGUGAGUCUGAGGAAGAUGAAGUUGAAAUAGCAGAUUCUGAUAAAGAAUUUAGUGGUUCUGAUAGUGAGUCUGAGAUAACUGAAGUAAAUUCUUCUGGAGUACCUUUUUCUUGUGUUCAGAACCAAAAUGAUCAGAUCAAUUCAGCAUUGAAAUGGCCUGACAUGGGGAAAGAUCCAGUCAGUGAGUACAUACCAGGACUGUUUGCGUGUUCUUUUCCUACCCUUUUUCCUUAUGGGAACUGUGACUUCAGAGAUCAUCGUGAAAGAAAAGUCCACCUUCACGAAUAUAUUAAACAUUUAUUAUCCUAUGGUGAUGAUCGAUUCGCUAAGCAUAAAACAUUUCGGUUUUUUGCAUUUAAUAUGUGGAUGAGACAUACAGCUCUGACUCAGGGAAAUUUAUUUGUGAGCAAAGAUGAUGCAGUUUCUAAAAUGAAUGUUGAAGAGCUAAAGGAACGCAUUGAGUCAGACAGGACUAUUUUGAAAAAAGUUAUGUUUAUGGGGUCCAAUCUAAGAGGAUCAAAAUCCUAUUGGAAAAGUCGAUGUGGAGAGUUGCGAGACAUGGUCGAACAGCUUGGUCUUCCAACCAUAUUUCUGACUAUGAGUGCAGCUGACCUUUACUGGCCAGAUCUUUUUCGGUUGUUAACUGGUAAAGAUAUAGCUGAUAUUAGAAUGCACGAAAGGAGGAGACUUCUUCAAGAGAAUCCAUCUUUAGUUGAUAUGUUUUUCCAGUUUAGAGUUGAGUGUUAUAUUGAGAAUGUUUUGGAACCAAAAUUUGGUGUAACAGAUUAUUGGUACCGAAUCGAGUAUCAGCAUAGGGGAAGUCCACAUUUACAUGGCUUGUUCUGGCUUAAAAAUGCUCCUGAUAUUGCUAAGUACACUGAUGCAAAUGAAGAUGAGAAGAAAAGAAUAACUAAAUUUUUUGAUGAUUUAGUGACUGCUGUUGAUCCUGAACCAGACUGUGCACUUCCUGAGAAACAUUCUUGUGAAGUUUUGUAUGAAGAUGUGGAAAAUGUUGAAACUGAUCUAGCUCAAUUGUUGAAAAAAGUUCAAAGGCACAGUUGUUCUCGUGCUUAUUGCAAACGAUUUGACAAGAAUUCUCAAAAGACAAUUUGCAGAUUUCAUUUUCCUGUUGAUCUUAAGCCAUAUUCAGAGUUAAAACUGAAUACAGAUACUAAUGAAAUUGAAUUUUUUCCUGAAAGAAAUGAUACUCAAUUGAAUAAGUUUAACCCAUUUAUAAUUUCAACUUGGAGGGCAAAUAUAGAUGUUGCCCCAGUGUUAUCUAAAAAGGCUGUGAUAAAUUAUUUGACUAAGUAUGUGUCCAAAAGUGAAGUGAGAUCAACAACACUGAAAGAAAUAUGUUCUAGUGUGUGUGCAACUUUAGGUAGCAAUGACAAAGCCAAACGAGCUAUUCAAAGCAUCUUAAUUAAAAAUUGUGUUGAAAGAGAUGUGUCAGCCCAAGAGGUGUGCCAUAUUCUUAAUGGUUGCAAGCUUUUUUCUGCUGGUGGACGCAAGUUUGUAGUAGUAUAUACAAAUGAAAGUAAAUGGAUUCCUGUUGGAGGAAAUGGAACUGAGUCAGAUUGUCAUAGUUUGGAAGAAUCUGGUGAUGAUUAUUGUGAUAAUCCUGAUGAUAAUGCACCAAGUAAUUUCAAAGGAAAAUCUUUUAUGGAGAAGUAUGCAUGUCGACCUAAACAUAUGGAGUCAUUGUCUAUGUGGAAAGUCGCUAAAUAUUACAAUGUAAACACUUGGGCAAAAUGUCAAAAGCAUAAUAUUGUGCGGAUUUUUCCCCGCUUGAAGUUAAGCAGUGACGAAUCUAAAAAUGAAGAAUAUUAUAGACAACAGCUUUUGUUACAUGUUAAAUGGAAUGAAAUGAAUGAUCUGAGAGAGGGCGAAGAAACAUGGAAGGAUGCAUAUGUGAGGCAUGGACUUGGUCAGAGCCAAGAGGCAGAAUUAAGUCUGUAUUUGGAUCGAAAUCUUGAUGGAAUUGAUGACCAUGAGGUUGAAGAAGAAAACCAUGAUUUAUUAAAUUCAAAUCAAGAGGACUGGAUGAUUGCAUCUAAACUUAACCCUAAUGGUGGUGUGUUAGAGACUGUUAAACUUGGUCGAAGAGAGGUUGAUGUUGCAUUUGACUGGAGUUCAACUUCAUCAAAGUAUGAAUCUUAUGGUGACCUUACCUAUCUUUCUAAUUUUAUUGAAAAUCAAAAGAAAAACAGUACAGAACAGGAGAUUGCACAUGAUCUUCCUGAUGUUAUAUUCACUGAGCAACAGAAUGCUGUUAAACAAUGUAUGGAGAGUCAAGUUCAAGCUCUCCUUAAUGGAAGUGAACCAGUAGUAAAAAGAGUUUUGGUCCAAGGUAAAGCUGGUACAGGCAAGAGUUUGUUGAUUAAAUUUUUAACUGACAAACUACUAAAGGAAUUUGGUGAUGGGUCAUUCCUCUUGAUGGGCCCAACUGGUGUUGCAGCUAUUAAUAUUGGAGGUUCAACAAUUCACUCUGCUUUAAACAUCAAUCCCAAAGUAUCAUUUUAUAAAGAAUUGCAAGGUGAAGCAGCUAAAGCUUUUUGUGAAAAAUUAAGCAACGUUAAAUUUGUUGUAAUUGAUGAGUAUUCAAUGAUAUCAUGCUCAUUAUUUGCGUUGGCAGAGAAGAGGUUACGUGAAGCAACUGGCAUUAAUGAGCCAUUUGGGAAUUUGUGUGUUUAUUGUUUGGUGAUUACAAACAGCUCCCUCCAGUUUUUGGACCUCCUUUAUUUGGAGGUGUGUGCAAAACUGAGCUUGAUUUGCAUGGGAGAAAUAUGUUUAAUUUAUUUCAAUCUUAUUUUGUCUUGGAAAAAGUGCAUCGUCAGAAAGAUGAAGAAUUUUUGAAUAUCUUGGAAAGAAUUAGUAAUGGUGAGACGACUGUUGCUGACUAUGAAGUGUUAAAGAAGAGAUUUACCAUGAAUGUAACUCGUAGCAUUGAAAAAAAUUUUGAAAAUGCCAUUAGAUUAUUUUCAACUAAGA